Messenger RNA from Siniperca chuatsi (mandarin fish), 2262 nucleotides. Its product is annotated as beta-2-glycoprotein 1-like. Gene Ontology annotation, biological process: negative regulation of complement activation, classical pathway. The coding region runs from base 1157 to 2158 and encodes 333 amino acids. The transcript has 8 exons. NCBI's taxonomy places the organism in Eukaryota, Metazoa, Chordata, Actinopteri, Centrarchiformes, Sinipercidae. The record is from RefSeq and is a predicted model, not a curated record.
CCCAUCAGACAGUGUAACUGAUGAAGUGAUGAGUGGUGAAAUGCCUUUAAGACGAUGGCACAAAAUUACACAGAGGGUAAGACCAUAAACAGAUCAUGCUUGAUAUGAUAUGUAUAGUCUUAACUUCUUGCAUUUAAAUAAAGUUUGUGUGCAUGCGUGUAUACAGCAUCUACCUUUGUAGAUCUCAGCUCAUGUCAUGUUAAUGCUACUCCUUUUGGAAAUAACUGGAAAAGCUCCAUAAAACUUGAAAGUGAAAUAGGAAAAGUACUUAGUAAUAACAUGUUGUAUAGCUUUGGUAAUGUACCCUUGCAAAAAUGUACUACUUACUGUAUCACUUUAUUUCAACCUAUUUGAAUUUGGACAUUGAUAUAAAAUCUGUAGCUGCUCUCUGAGAGAGGCAUUCUUUUUACUGACCAAAGAAGAUGAUAUCAUAUGAUGUAUCAACUUUUACUUUAGACACAUUUCUGAGAAUUCUACUCCAAUAUUUGAUGCAAUAACUUUGACAUCGCAAUAUAGGCCUACUGUAUCUCUGUAUACUGUACUGAGAUUGCAUUGUUAAUUGGCCUUGAUGCUCUUUUUUGUUUUCUUUAUGGUGUUGCAUGGGGCACCAAGCAGGCCAUGAGCAAUGAUGCUAGGGUGAAUGGAAAUUUCUGGAAAUAUAAAUUCUUACACCUGAUUGCCAUGAUGAAUUUUAUCAGCAAUGGACCACUCAUUAUUCCAUGGUAUUCCUUUUGUUUUUGUGUAUCUCUGUCUCAUUAUGCUAAUCUCUUGCAAAUGACUUAAACAAGAGCAAAAUGGUACAUUUCUGUUGUUUCGUAAUAUUGCAGCAAUAAGGGAAAGUCCACUGUUGGAGUGUUUCACUUCCAGUAAAAUGUCACAAGGGUUACAAUCUGUUAUUCCAAACAGCAAGCAAAAAAAGCAGAAAACAAAAAAAGGAUCGGCAGCGAGCAUUUACUUAAUGCUGCUCUUAUCUGUUUGCUUUUAGAGAAACACAAACAUCAGUGAAAGAGGGGACAGAGAUUCAGUAUUUGAACCAGAGACCAGAGAAAAGAACAGAUGAACGUCUGUACAUUUCUAGAAAAGAUGGAACGCAUGCUGACUCUGUUUCUGCUAUGUCCAUUUGUAUUUUUUACCGUCAUGACAUCCGCACAAGACAAUGUAUGUUUUAGGCCUGAGCUGGCUGGCAACAUUGAGAUGGAUGGGCUCCAGAGGUACUUCAGCCCCGGUGUGGAGUUGGUGCUGUCCUGUAAACAGGGAUACACCCCUUUGUUGGGCCCUCGGAAGAUUGUUUGCACUGCCAGUGGAGAAUGGACAAAAACCAAAUUCAUGUGCAGACGUGGGUCUCCAUUCUACAAAACGGUGCCCAUAUCCUGAUCCAUUGUCUAACGGAGAAUUGUACUAUGAAGAUACUGUGUACCAGAGUACCAUCAAUUAUACUUGUCAUGAAGGGUUCAUCUUGACUGGGGCCGACACUGCUGAGUGCCUUGCCAGUGGAACAUGGAGCACACCAGUACCAGAGUGCAAGCCUGUGUCCUGUGGUCUCGCUCCGAUCCCACAAUUUGGGAUGAUAGUUUAUGAAAAGAGGAUCAGAGGGAACACCACUGAUUACGGCGUCAGAGGGACGUACAGGUGCCUGCCUCCAUACGUAGUUAUUGGUGACGCAAGAGCAGAGUGCACUGCCAGUGGCAAAUGGACCAAGACACCUGAAUGUCGAGUGGUGACCUGCCCUCCACCGGAGAACAUUGACAGAGGCUACAUGUCAAGCAACGACCAGAGAGACUAUGACUACAUGGAAACAGUCAACUAUGGCUGCCAUGGAGACUAUGUACUUGAAGGAAGCCUCCAGAUUGUUUGUCAGCAGGAUGGGAAUUGGUCUGAAAAGCCAUCCUGCAAGGCUCCUUGCAGUGUUGGCAUACAGAGAGCAAGGAUAUUAUACAAAGGACAGAAAAUGUGGAUCAAAGACCUUAAUCCUAACAAAGUCUUGCACAAAGAAACUGUCUCAGUCUACUGCGAGGACAAGACCAGGAAGUGUGGUUAUGCAGUGUCAACCCAGUGCAUCGAUGGAAAACUCAAAAUCCCAGACUGCUUUGAACAGCCCAGCCAAGUUAGUUAUGACCUUUUUUCAGGUUCUUUUCCAUCAGAAAUUGAACAGUGCUGAAACAGCAGUAGAUCUCUUCUCUGAUGAUAAACUACUACAAGAUGGAGUUGGUGUUGGUGUGUUCUGGUCUCUUUAAAAAAAUUAAAGAACAUGGUCUGACUCAA